Arachis duranensis is the source of this 859-nucleotide messenger RNA. RefSeq names its product iron-sulfur assembly protein IscA, chloroplastic. Gene Ontology annotation, biological process: iron-sulfur cluster assembly. The coding region runs from base 96 to 623 and encodes 175 amino acids. The record is from RefSeq and is a predicted model, not a curated record. Lineage: Eukaryota; Viridiplantae; Streptophyta; Magnoliopsida; Fabales; Fabaceae. The transcript is spliced from 3 exons. Gene Ontology annotation, cellular component: chloroplast stroma. Gene Ontology annotation, molecular function: protein-macromolecule adaptor activity; iron-sulfur cluster binding.
CCAUAAAAAUUAAAAAGAGAGAAAUGUUGUACACGCAACAUAAGCAUUGAAAAUUGGGAGGUAGAAAACGGAAGUUGGUGUUUGCGGUUUCUCCAAUGGCGUUCUCUGCAACUACCACGCCCUCUCCCCAAUUUAUUCGCCUUCUCUCUGUUCCUCAAAGUCAUACUCAAUCUCAAACUUCACUCUCUUUCCGAUUUCCACAGUCAAAUCUGAAUCGAACAAGGCCGCUUUCAAUUCGAUCAGUUUCAGCCCCAGUUUCUGCUGCACCUGCAUCUGGGGCUGUGGCACCUGCAAUAUCACUUACGGAUAAUGCACUGAAGCACUUGAAUAAGAUGAGGUCUGAGCGAAAUGAGGAUUUAUGUUUAAGAAUAGGUGUCAAACAGGGUGGGUGUUCCGGUAUGUCGUACACUAUGGAUUUUGAGGACAAGGCUAAUACAAGGCCAGAUGACUCCAUCAUUGAGUACAAUGGUUUUGUAAUUGUUUGCGAUCCUAAGAGCCUACUCUUCAUAUUUGGCAUGCAGUUGGAUUAUAGUGAUGCCUUGAUUGGGGGAGGUUUCUCUUUCAAGAAUCCUAAUGCGACACAAACUUGUGGAUGUGGCAAAUCCUUUGCUGCGGAAAUGUAAAACCAUGUUUAUAGACAAAAGUUACAAUAUCUGAUGUUUCUUCGAAGGACACUUUAGACUAUGUAUACUUCUUUAACGUUGAACCACUUGAACUAGCCCAAUGUAAUUUGUUUAGGCUAUUCAUAAUCGCAGACACACAUAAUACAAAAGUACAAAUAGGUGAAAUUUCGCCCCAUGUAUUAGGCUCGUGUUGCCUCUACAGGAAUGUGACGUCUCAAUCUACUAUUUCCCAUAUA